This is a messenger RNA of Poeciliopsis prolifica (blackstripe livebearer), 1609 nucleotides long. RefSeq names its product excitatory amino acid transporter 3-like. Gene Ontology annotation, cellular component: plasma membrane. The coding region runs from base 79 to 1584 and encodes 501 amino acids. Gene Ontology annotation, biological process: L-glutamate transmembrane transport. NCBI's taxonomy places the organism in Eukaryota, Metazoa, Chordata, Actinopteri, Cyprinodontiformes, Poeciliidae. The record is from RefSeq and is a predicted model, not a curated record. Gene Ontology annotation, molecular function: glutamate:sodium symporter activity; L-glutamate transmembrane transporter activity; neutral L-amino acid transmembrane transporter activity. The transcript is spliced from 13 exons.
UGGCAUGUAGUUUCCCAGCAACUGAUUUUCUCCAACGGCUGCGUUUGAAGGGCACAUCUGUCUCAGCUCCACCGUGAAAUGACUGUACUGAAAGAGAGCCUGUUUCAGGGCUUUACCCUGUUUAUGAUUGCCUUGGGGUUAGGCGUUGGGUUGUUGCUGAAGCAUGUGGUUCCUAUCACUCAGCAUCAAAUGGACUGGAUGAAAAUCCCGGGAAAUUUGCUUCUUCAAAUGCUGGAGUUAUUUGCUGCACCUCUCAUUGUGACAAGUGUGAUUGCAGGAAUAACUGGAAUAAAAAGCAAAUUGCCUGGGAAAACAGGCUUCUUCACAUCAACGUACAUCUGUGUCUCUACCAUUCUGGCCGUAUCUAUUGGAGUGACUCUAGUGAUCCUGGUCAAGCCUGGUAUGGAUAACACGGAAUUGGGCAGAAGAACCGUGAACAUAGACAUGUCAUCCUCCUACAUGCAAGUGCUUUUUAUGGAUCUUAUUAGGAACAUGGUUCCAGAGAGCUUCGUUCAGGCUUUCUACGAGAGGUACCAGACAGAGAUUAUUCAGGUUAAAUUAAGAACUUCUAGAAGACUCACCCUUGAUCCCACAGUAGAACAUAAUGGCACUCUGACACGACUGACAGGCAAAUAUGUUGCUGGAGCCAACAUGAUAGGACUGAUCUUCUGGUCUUUCAUCAUCGGCGUCAUGCUAAACAGGGCAGGAAUCAAGGCCAAAGCCACGGUGAAGUUCAUUAAACUCCUCAGCAAUGCACUAAAAAUCAUAUUCAACUGGAUGAUGUGGUACUUGCCAAUCGGCAUUUUGUUCCUGGUUGUGGAGCUUGUGAUGGAUGUUGGUGACUGGAGCGCUAUCAUGAAAAUUGCCAGACUUAUAGGGGUAAUUUUGCUGGGGCUGGGAAUGCACUCCUUUCUUGUUCUUCCAUUGAUUUACUUCGUGUUCACCAAACGGAACCCCUUUCUCAUCUUAAUCCGGGUUUCCAAGGCUUUGUUCACCUCAAUGAUCAUGGCGUCCAGCGUCGCCACUCUGCCUGUCACCAUUCAAUGCUGUGAAGAGAACUUGAAGGCCAACGCAAGAUUCUGCCAGCUCAUGUUGCCAUUAGUCGCCAGCAUGAACAUGAACGGGUUGGCGCUGUAUGAAGCGGUCUGUAUCAUGUUUGUUGCCCAGAUGCGUGACAGCAUUUUGGAUGUCAGCCAGUUCAUCACCAUUUGCUUGACCAGUUGCAUUUCAAGCUUUGGAGCUGCAGGUGUUCCAGUAACGGGAUCUGCAACCACUAUCCUGAUUUUGACAUCUGUGGGACUCUCUGCACGUGAUGCACCCCUUCUGCUGAUCUUUGAGUGGUUUUUAGGCCAUUUCACUACCAUAGUCAAUGUGCUAGGAGACUGUUAUGGUGUGGCUCUCAUCAGUCAUCUGUGCAAGGAAGAGCUCUUGGCCCUGGAGAUAUUACUAAGGGAAAAGAUGCGAUCCGCCAGUGACCUCGAGUUGGACUUAAUCUGUUUGGAGCCCGAUGACGAGCUCGUCCCUUCCACUUCCACAGAAUGUAUAUCACCUAAGAGAGGGGAUAACGGAAAUUUGGCUGAUUGAUACAAUGCUUUGUAAAAUAAAUACA